Megalops cyprinoides (Indo-Pacific tarpon) is the source of this 765-nucleotide messenger RNA. RefSeq names its product tumor necrosis factor receptor superfamily member 13B. The transcript is spliced from 4 exons. The coding region runs from base 1 to 765 and encodes 254 amino acids. Gene Ontology annotation, cellular component: plasma membrane. NCBI's taxonomy places the organism in Eukaryota, Metazoa, Chordata, Actinopteri, Elopiformes, Megalopidae. The record is from RefSeq and is a predicted model, not a curated record.
AUGAGCGCGCACUGCGGGGACGGCCAGUUCUGGGACGCGCUGGUGCGCCAGUGUCUGCCGUGUGAGCGCGCCUGCGACCAGCCCUAUCGCCGGGUGAGAUGCGCCGAAUUCUGCGUGUCCCUCAGGUGCCACGCCCGGGCGGGGAGCUACUACGACCGGCUGCUGAAACGCUGUAUGAGCUGCACUGAGCUCUGUGGCAGCCAUCCGGCUGAGUGCGCCCACGCCUGCGGCGGUGAGUACCUGCCGCAGCAGAAAGUACCUGCCAGCGCCGUGUCCCCCACCUCGCUGAGUGAGACAAGGCCAUCGCUGCGGCAGCCCCCCUCCCCCGGGCUGGGGGGGGAGCACCAGGGGGCGGUGAUCUACUCUCUGUUGGGGCUGUGUCUGGCGGUGCUGCUCUGUACCCUCUCCCUCGCCCUGCUGGUGCUGCUGUGGAGGAGCCGGGGGGGCCGAGGGGCCAGGUCACCCCCCCGGGAGGCCGAGACCAGCGAGUCCAAGCACCGCCCCUCCUCCAAAGACUGUCUGAUGGAGCCGGUGGUGGAGGGGUGGGUGCAGGGUGCUGGGCUGCAGAAGAAGACCAGGCCCACAGAAACCUGUAUGCACUGCUUCCCUGAGCUGCGACCCUGCCGUCGCGACGACAAGCCCCCGACGCUCUACCAGCAGGCUGCCGUCACAGCGGCCCCUGGGGGAACCUCCCAAACCGCGCUCCCCUGCGACAAGCCUGCCACCCUGAGGAUCAUCUGCUCCCCGACACAGACCAGCACCUGA